AUGGCAGGACACAAGAAGGGAAAACGAUCACGGUCUCGAUCGUACGAAGGGCAUCAAUCGAAACAUCAAAAAGAUGAAAAAUUCGAUCAGUUACAAAAACAAAUCGAUAACCUAACAAAGGUUGUCGAGAACAUAGCGCAUUCUCAGACCAAGAUGGCUCCAACAACACCUCUUGUAGAAGAAAAUGCUUCUUAUGAUAACGUACUAAAAGUACUUGGAAUGGAUCCCACGGAUAGUAAGUUUAAACCAGUCAAAUAUCAUCCACAGCUAAAAAAUACAUGGCUGAAGUGGAAAAAGGUGGGCCUUCCAGAAAAGAACAAGAAGGAAAUUCUGGAGACUUAUGACAGAAGGAACGACUUUCAUGUUGACGCUCCCAAGUUAAAUUUGGAAAUAGAAGCUUUACUCAAAGAAAUCCCCAAAAAGAGGGAUGAACAUUUUGUAAAGACACAGAACUGUGUAGGUACGGCAAUAGCUGCUCUGGGUGCUGCAGUGUCCUUGUUGAUUGAUCCUUCAGAAGAAGGAUUAGACGAAGAAGUUUUUACGAAUUAUAUCAGCCAUGCAGGCCAAAUCCUAGUGGAGGUAUUUCAUCAGCUAUCAGUAGCUAGAAAAUCAUAUAUAACGCCACACCUAAAGAAAAGCAUUAAGCCAGUGGUAGAAACAAUGAUUUCCGAUGAGUGGCUUUAUGGAAGUAACCUGAAGCAUGCAAUAAAAGAUGCGAAAGAAAUUGAAAGGGUUUGUGCAGAUAUACAAGAAAAAAUACCACAAAAACAUAAUCAAAAAUUUCGAGAACAGGGAACCGCCAGAUACCCACCCGUGGGGUACCGUCAGGGAUACAAAAUUCCUUCUAAUGAAUUACCAUUUCAAAACAUUGCUCUUGCGGAGAGAAUAUGGCCUGUUAGAGAAACAGAAAAAAUUCAAAUAGAAAUUAAUAAACUUUUGAAGAAGGGUGCUAUUGAAGAAUGUACAGAUUGUCAAGGGCAAUUUAUAUCUUCUUAUUUUCUUGUACCAAAGCCUGAUGGUUCAAAUCGGUUUAUUUUUAAUCUUAAAGAAUUGAACAAAUUCUUAGAUCCUCCACAUUUUAAAUUAGAAGAUAUUCGAUCUGCCAUAAAUUUAUUAUCAAAACAAGAUUUUAUGGGCUCUAUAGAUCUUACAGAUGCAUAUUUUUUGGUUCCGAUACAUGAUAGUUACAAAAAGUUUCUGAGAUUUAAGUUUCAAGGAAAAUUGUAUCAAUUUUUAUGCUUACUUUUUGGAUUAUGUACUAGCCCUUACGUAUUUACAAAAAUAAUGAAACCAGUCAUACACAAAUUAAGGUUGCAAGGAAUGCUGCUGGUAUUAUAUUUAGAUGAUUUCUUAUUUAUUCAUAAAUCAAAAGCUGCUUGUGAGAAAAAUAUGGCAAAGCCCAUUCAAUUUCUAGAGCAUUUAGGCUUCAUCAUAAAUUAUAAAAAGAGUUCACUCUUAGCACGACAACAGUGUAAAUAUUUAGGUUUUAUUAUUGAUUUAAAUAGUUUUUCUCUAAACUUGACAUAUAAAAAGAAACAUCAAAUAUUGCAACUUGUAAGAGAAUUUAAGGUAGGACGAAUGUAUAAAAUCAGAAAAUUUGCAGAGUUUUUGGGAGUUUUAAGUCCAGCGUGCCCAGCUGUAGCUUAUGGUUUCAUUCAUUGUAAACGCCUGGAAAGGCAGAAAUUUCUAGCUUUGAAAUUUAACGGUGACAAUUAUGAGGAAAAAAUCUUAAUAUCUGAAGGUAUGUCAGAAGAUCUUAAUUGGUGGCAAAUAAAUACUGUCAUUGGAUCAAAUCCAAUUAGAACACAAGUUUAUUCAAUGGAAAUAUUUUCCGAUUCUUCAUUGUCAGGCUGGGGCUGUUAUUGUAACGGUUCAAAAACGUAUGGGUUUUGGAAUAAGAAAGAAGGAAAAAAUCACAUUAAUUAUCUUGAGCUGUUAGCAGCAUUUUUUGGAAUAAAAUGUUUUGCUUCAAAAUUAUCGCAAUGUGAAAUCUUACUUCGUUUGGAUAAUACAACGGCGAUUUCAUAUAUUAAUAAAGCGGGUGGCGUACGAUUUCCAAAAUUGAGUAAAUUGUCAAGAAAAAUUUGGGAAUGGUGCGAAGGGAGGAAAAUUUGGUUGAGGGCAUCCUACAUUCCAUCUGCUGAGAAUACAGAAGCUGACAAUGCGUCGCGUCAAAUUAAUAUAGAUGCUGAAUGGGAACUAUUUCAUCAUGCAUUUACAAGCAUACAAAACCAAUUUGGUUCUAUUUCAGUGGAUUUAUUUACAUCCAGGAUAAAUAAAAAAUGUAAAAAAUUCUUUUCUAGAUUUUCAGAUCCAGAAGCUUCGGCUAUAGAUGCCUUUACUAUGUCAUGGAAAAAUGAAUACUUUUAUGCUUUUCCUCCUUUCGCACUCAUUCUGCGCACGCUAAGAAAAAUUAUUAACGAUAAGGCAUUAGGCAUUGUUAGACAGGAACCAUCCACUAGCAUCCCACCUUUCACUAGUGGCAGGCAAGUUAUCUGGUCAGGGUAUCUCAAACAAGGAUUAACCGAGGAAGUUGCGGACGUUAUGGUUAAUUCUAUUACUAAUUCAACAUUAAAACAAUACGAGUGUCAUCUAAGAAGUUGGUGGGAGUUCUCUCAUUUAGAGAAUCUUGAUAUCUAUAAUGCAAAAAUUAUGGAUAUUAUUAAAUUUUUAAACAAACGUUACAAAACCGGUGCAAAUUAUAGUACGCUAAACACCGCUCGUUCCGCAAUUUCCUUAAUUUCACUUUAUGAUAUUAAUAAAGAUAGUCUGAUAUCUCAUUUCUUAAAAGGUGUGUUCAAACAAAGACCACCAAAACCGAGAUACGCAACAAUUUGGGAUGUCACUUCAGUUCUCAAUUAUAUUGAAAAUUUGCAUCCAUUAAAAGGUUUAAAAUUGAAGGAUGCUGCAGAAAAAGUUGUCACCUUAUUAGCGCUAACAACAGCUCAGAGGCUGAAAACCCUGGCACUGAUAAAUAUAGAUAACAUAAACAAAUCUGAUACAGGGAUAAAUAUUAAAAUCACAGAUCACAUAAAAACAUCAAAAGUAGGAGUUUUUCAACCAGAAUUAAUAUUGCCGUUUUUUAAAGAGAAGCCACGUUUGUGUGCAGCCACUGCAGUUUUAGAUUAUCUAGAUUGUACUAAAGAUUUGAGAAAUAGUGUCAAAAGAUUGUUUAUUGCCACUGUGAAGCCUUUUGGUACAGUGUCGUCACAAACUAUUGGUCACUGGAUCAAAACAUUGCUAGGCAAAGCUGAUGUGAAUACAGAACUUUUCACAGCAUAUAGUACUCGACAUACAGCAGUUUCUAAAGCUCAUAAACGAGGAAUAGACAUCUCAAUUAUAAGACGUAGUGCUUGGUGGUCACCCAAUUUACAAAUGAUAGUCUCCCUCCCUUACUUAACCCCCAAAUCAGUUCCUGCUAUCAUCUUCAAUAAAAGUCGUGAUAAUUCAAAGGACAGUACACAAAACAAUAUGAAGUUGGAGAGGCUAAUGAGAGUGUGA
Hylaeus anthracinus is the source of this 3501-nucleotide messenger RNA. RefSeq lists its product as uncharacterized. The transcript is spliced from 5 exons. Gene Ontology annotation, biological process: DNA integration; DNA recombination. The record is from RefSeq and is a predicted model, not a curated record. The coding region runs from base 1 to 3501 and encodes 1166 amino acids. NCBI's taxonomy places the organism in Eukaryota, Metazoa, Arthropoda, Insecta, Hymenoptera, Colletidae. Gene Ontology annotation, molecular function: DNA binding.